AUGCCUCCCAAGAAGAAGGGGAACAAGGCUCGCGCCAACGACGACUGGGAGAAUGAGCUCGGCGAGACCAUCGCCCCCGCUGCCGCCACUCUAGAAGCUGAUGCCGAAAAGCCAGCCGAGGAGGAGGAUGAGACCCCCGGCGGUCUCAUGGCCACCAUGCGCAAGAACAGAGAGAAGAGAAAGAAGAAGGGCAUCGAGGAGCCCCCCGCCGCUCCCGAGCCUGAGGUCGAGGCUGAACCUUCGCCCAGCCUCGCUGAGAAGGCUCCCGAGGAAGCCACUAUGGAAGACGAGUUCGCUCUGCCCCAGAAGAAAGGCAAGGGUGGCAAGGGCAAGCAGGCUCCCGCAGCCGCCCCCGCCCCCGCUGCCGAUGACGAGGGGGAUGGCUCCGGUCGCGUCCUGACCAAGGCCGAAAAGGAGAAGCUGAAGAAGGAGAGGGAGAAGCAGCGUAAGAAGGAGCAGGCUGCGAAGAAGAAGACCACUGCCCCUGCCGCAAAGGCUGAACCUGCUAAGGCAGCUCCCGAGAAGAAGGACUCCCCGACGCCCGCCGCCGACGCCGUUGCUCCCCCGCCUGCCGAAGAGAAGGGUGGUAAGAAGAAGAAGAUUCCCGCUGCCCUCGCUGCGCUCCAGAAACAGCAGGAGGAGCUUCGUCGCCAGCAAGAAGAACAGGCUCGCUUCGCCGAAGAGGAGAAGAAGAGGAUCGAGGAGGAGGAGCGCGCCGCCAAUGAGGAAAACAAGCGUAGAGAGGAGGCCAAGGCUCUUAAGAAACAAAAAGAAAAGGAGAAGAUCGAACAACUCAAGAAGGAGGGCAAGUUCAUGACCAAGGCCCAGAAAGAGGAGAAGGCUCGCAACGAGCGUAAGCUUCAGCAGAUGCUUGCUGCCGGUAUCAAGGUUGGUCCUGCCGACGAGGGCGAGGGCGACAAGAAGAAGAAGGUCACCUACGACAACAAGAAGAAGGGAGGCCGCAAGGCGCAAGACAAGAUCGACGAAGAAAAGGCCCUUGCUGAGGCUGCCGAGCGCGCCAGAAAGGAGGCCGAACGCCUCCACAAGGAGGCAGAAGAGAAGGCGGCUAAGGAAAAGGCAGAGGCUGAAGCUGCCGCCGCCAAGAAGAAGGCCGCUGAAGCCAGUGACUUGGAGGACGACUGGGAGGCUGCCGCCGCUUCUGACGAGGAGGACGUCAAGGACAGCUGGGAUGCCGACAGCGACGAAGAGCAAGAAAAGAAGGCGAAGGCGGCUAACGGCAAGCCCGAGAAGCCCAGUCAGAAGGACGAGGACGAGGGCGAUGAUGAGGAGGACGACUCCGACUCCGACUCUGAUUCCGACGACUCUGAAGAAGAUGAGAAGGAGACAGCGGCUCGCCAAGCUGAGCUUCAGCGCAAGAGGGAGGCCGCGGAACGUCGCGAGAAGGCUCACCAGGCCGCGCUGGCAGCGAGAUCCAAAGACAACCUCCGAUCUCCCAUUUGCUGUAUUCUGGGCCACGUCGAUACCGGAAAGACGAAGCUUCUCGACAAGAUCCGUCAGACCAACGUGCAAGAGGGCGAAGCCGGUGGCAUUACCCAACAAAUCGGUGCCACCUACUUCCCUGUCGAGGCCAUCAAGCAGAAGGUAGCCGUUGUCAACACUGACGGCUCCUUCGAGUUCAAGGUCCCCGGACUGCUGGUCAUUGAUACCCCUGGCCACGAGUCCUUCUCUAACUUGCGUUCUCGUGGUUCAUCGCUCUGCAACAUCGCCAUUCUUGUCGUCGAUAUCAUGCACGGCCUCGAGCCGCAAACCUUGGAGUCAAUGAGAAUGCUUCGUGACAGGAAGACCCCCUUCGUUGUCGCUCUCAACAAGAUCGAUCGUCUGUACGGCUGGAAGAAGGUCGACAACAACGGUUUCCAGGAGAGUUUGGCUCUGCAGCCCAGAGGUGUGCAGAACGAGUUCAAGAACCGCCUGGAGCAGACCAAGCUCGCCUUUGCCGAGCAGGGAUUCAACGCCGAGCUCUUCUACGAGAACAAGUCCAUGGCCAAGAACGUCUCCCUCAUCCCCACCUCUGCUCACACUGGCGAGGGUAUCCCCGACAUGCUGAAGCUCAUCAUCCAGCUCACCCAGGAGCGCAUGGUUGGAUCCCUCAUGUAUCUUUCCGAGGUCCAGGCUACAGUCCUUGAGGUCAAGGCCAUUGAAGGUUUCGGCAUGACUGUCGAUGUCGUCUUGUCCAACGGUAUCUUACGCGAGGGUGACAGAAUCGUCUUGUGCGGUGUGGAAGGCGCCAUCUGCACAAACAUUCGUGCCUUGUUGACGCCGGCACCGAUGCGUGAACUGCGUCUCAAGUCGGCGUAUGUGCACAACAAGGAGGUCAAGGCCGCUUUGGGUGUCAAGAUCAGUGCCCCUGGUCUUGAGGGUGCCAUUGCCGGUUCUCGUAUGUUGGUCGUCGGCCCCGACGACGACGAGGACGACAUCAUCGACGAGGUCGAGUCUGAUCUCGCCACUUUGUUCAACCGUGUCGAAAAGACCGGCCGUGGUGUCAGCGUCCAGGCGUCCACCCUCGGUUCCCUCGAGGCGCUGUUGGACUUCCUCAAGGAUUGCAAGAUCCCCGUCGCCAACGUCGGCAUCGGCCCUGUGUACAAGCGUGAUGUCAUGCAAGCCGGUAUCAUGCUGGAGAAGGCGGCCGACUUCGCCGUCAUGCUUUGCUUCGAUGUCAAGGUCGACAAGGAAGCGCAGCAGUACGCAGACGACGUCGGCGUCAAGAUCUUUACGGCAGACAUUAUCUACCAUCUCUUCGACGCCUUUACCAAGCAUAUGGCUGAGCUCUUGGAGAAGAAGAAGGAGGAGUCUAAGAUGUUGGCUGUCUUCCCCUGCGUGCUCAACACCGUUGCUGUCUUCAACAAGACCAACCCCAUUGUUGUCGGUGUCGACGUCGUCGAGGGUCAGCUGAAGAUCAACACGCCGAUUGCUGUAGUCAAAAACAACGCCGUUACGGGUUUGAAGGAAGUCAUCAACCUUGGCAGAGUCACUUCAAUCGAGCGUGACCACAAGCAAAUCCCCGUCUGCAAAAGGGGCCAGCCCUCGGUCGCUGUCAAGAUCGAGAUGGGCGGCCACCAGCCGACGUACGGCCGCCAGCUCGAGGAGUCGGACACGCUGUACAGUCUCAUCUCGCGUGCCUCCAUCGACACCCUCAAGGAGUUCUACCGCAAAGACGUCAGCAACGAUGAGUGGCAACUCAUCAUCAAGCUCAAGCCCCUCUUCGACAUCCACUAA
Molecule: messenger RNA, 3234 nt
Organism: Colletotrichum higginsianum IMI 349063
Lineage: Eukaryota; Fungi; Ascomycota; Sordariomycetes; Glomerellales; Glomerellaceae
Product: Translation initiation factor aIF-2
Exons: 4
Coding region: 1-3234 (1077 amino acids)
Molecular function (GO): translation initiation factor activity; GTP binding; GTPase activity
Source: RefSeq, a predicted model, not a curated record